CUCUUGUGUUGGCAGAGGGAGGGAGGGAGGAUCUAGGACGGCUGCCAGCUGCUGACAGAAAGACACACUGCAACACACACACACCACAGGGAGAGGAGUGGACGAAGAGACACGCAGGACCAGUAAAAGUUGCCUCAUUCGAUCCAACAGUCGACAUGACUCAGUACUCAAACUUGGAAGGUGCCCUCAACACGCUGGUCAGCCAGUUCCACUCGGCCUCGUCCGACAACAGCGGCACGCUAAAAGUGGACGAAUUCAAAGGUCUUUUGUCCUCUCAGCUGCCUAACCUGGCCAAGGGCUUCAUGUCAGAACAAGGACUGGGCGAGAUCAUGCGGAAGAUGGGCGUCGGCGACGGCGAGGGCGUCUCCUUCUCCCACUUCUGGACCCUCAUCCAGAAUCUAGCCACUUCGCAGCACGGCCUCCUCAGCGGCAACACGGGCUCCACGUGCAGCUGCGCCCUCCUGUGAAGACCCCUCCUCGGCGCACACACACACACAAAAAAAAAAAACACCCCUAGCUCUUGAGGUUCCUUCACGGAGCUUCAAGACCCCAGUCGGAAUACAAUAGAUGUCAAAGUCUAGUCCGCCCACGUGCAAGGCAUUCCAUUUUUAUACGCUCGCAUCUCUAUCUAUAUGACAGGUUCUAACAUUUCCAGCGCACUAAAUAAACAGUACAAUGUCUGACCAAACCAAUCACUUUUAGCAGGAAGUAUCAUUAUGCAUCUAUCUAUGUUGUAUUUCCAAUUUCCUGGGUACAAAAGGCCACUGGGCGCUAAUCAUUAACCCACAUUUCCCUAUCAAAUUUGUCUUUACUUUGCCUUUCAUGUAUAGUUAGGGUGUUGUCCAACGCCUUAUGUUUACUCCCCAUGAGCAACUAAAUGCAUUUUCUUGGCAGUUGGAGGACAUUAAACCAGUUUUGGAAUAAAUUUACCUGCUGGGUAAAUUGUCAUUGACUUUAUGCAGAAACAUCUCACACACACUCCCUGCAAACAUCUCAAAUGUGUCCCUUUGGUAAUGCUUUGUAUUUAUAUUUUGUAAUUCCCUGUAACCUAAACUGUGUGACACCAUAUAGGAAAAAUGAUGUAUGACGCAUAUAAAGAAAAAUAGCAAAAAUUAAACAUAUCUUCCGUCAUAACUGCACCGGUUUACAUUUUUCCUCUCCGUACAGCGGCCACCAAUAUCAAAAUGUGCUGCAGUGAUGGCGUCUCACUUGUUAUUGGUUUA
Messenger RNA from Entelurus aequoreus (snake pipefish), 1223 nucleotides. It is a transcript of the gene s100v2, whose product is annotated as S100 calcium binding protein V2. Lineage: Eukaryota; Metazoa; Chordata; Actinopteri; Syngnathiformes; Syngnathidae. The transcript has 3 exons. The record is from RefSeq and is a predicted model, not a curated record. The coding region runs from base 156 to 467 and encodes 103 amino acids.